Molecule: messenger RNA, 152 nt
Organism: Racocetra persica
Lineage: Eukaryota; Fungi; Glomeromycota; Glomeromycetes; Diversisporales; Gigasporaceae
Source: the annotation of a GenBank genome assembly
ACUGAAAUACUUGUCCAAUUAAAUGCUUGGAUAUUAGAUAUCGUUCGGCAGACAUUGUUUGCCGAAUCGGAUAUGGAUAUUGGACAAUAUCCAAAUAUGUUUGUAUCCAAGAAAUAUUUGCAGACAGUGUCCAUGUACAUCACUACACAUAG